GUGACGUCUUUGAAUUUACUGGCCGCACACUCUCCUUUCCACGGUGACAAUUUUCUACGUCUUCCAGGCAUCCGACCACGAGAAGCUGAAGUAAAAGGCGAUUUAGGAAAACAGUGCCGAAGCUCUGAGAAUGGAGGCUGAAACUGCACCAAAUUACGAAAAAACAAAUCAUUAAUUACUUGUGUGUUGGCAGGCUGUUAAGGUUAGCUAACAAGCUUGUGUCAACACAGAUUAGCAAACCAAGCUGCAGCCCUCGCUAGGCUCUGUUGCUGUGGAUGCUAAUUGCAAUUAAACCUAAAAAAAGAGUACCGUUUGUUUAUUUAUUUAUUAAGCAGCAGUCACAGCUGGAAGUGAGGCAAUACAAAACGUGCCAGCAUGAGGAUUUUAAGGUUUCUGAGGAGCAGCGUGUCCAUAGGGAAGGACAUCGACUACUAUUCCAAAUUCUCACCAUCCCCUCUAUCAAUGAAGCAGUUUCUGGAUUUUGGUUCAGAAAAUGCAUGUGUGAAAACAUCCUUCAACUUCCUCAGACAGGAGUUACCUGUGAGGCUGGCCAACAUCAUGAAGGAAAUUAACUUGCUGCCAGACAACUUAUUGAGGACGCCAUCAGUCCGAUUGGUCCAGAGCUGGUACAUGCAGAGUCUUCAGGAGAUUCUCGAGUUCAAAGACAAAAAUGCAGACGACGAGAAAGUCACAUAUGAUUUCACAGAUGCUGUGAUAAAUAUCAGAAAUCGCCACAAUGAUGUCAUUCCCACCAUGGCUCAGGGCGUUGUGGAGUACAAGGAGGCGUACGGCACAGAUCCCAUCGUCAGCCAGAAUGUUCAGUAUUUUCUGGAUCGCUUCUACAUGAGCAGGAUUUCCAUCAGGAUGCUGCUCAACCAGCACACUCUGCUCUUUGGAGGGAAGGUGAAUCCUGCACACCCCAAACAGAUUGGCAGUAUUGAUCCACACUGUCGGGUCAGCGAGGUUAUCAGAGAUGCCUACGAAAAUGCAAGAAACCUUUGUGAUCGGUAUUACAUGAACUCUCCUGAGCUGGUCCUGGAGGAAUUCAAUGCCAAAGAGAAGGGGAAACCUGUCACCAUGGUCUAUGUUCCAUCUCAUCUGUAUCACAUGGUGUUUGAACUCUAUAAGAACGCCAUGAGGGCCACCAUGGAGUUAUACGGAGAUGCCAUGGAGUACCCUUCUAUCCAUACACAGGUUGCUCUGGGAACUGAAGAUCUCACAGUCAAGGUAAAUGUGCAGAUAAACUCCUGUACAGUAAAGGUUAAAGCAGCAAACUUGGCAUUGAAAACUCUUUCAGGUUUUUGUGUACGUUUUGGAGGAGCUUGUGUUUAUUCAUGCCGUUUGCUUUGUGAGGUGAGCGACCGUGGAGGAGGUGUGCCACUGCGUAAAAUCGACAGGCUGUUCACCUACACUUACUCGACUGCUCCGAGACCCAGCAUCGACGGAUCUCGUGCUGCUCCUCUGGCUGGUUAUGGGUAUGGCCUGCCCAUCUCACGACUGUACGCUCGCUACUUUCAAGGAGACCUCAAGUUGUAUUCUAUGGAGGGUUAUGGAAUCGAUGCUGUGAUCUACAUACGGGCACUAUCCACAGAGUCCAUCGAGAGGCUCCCGGUGUACAACAAGUCAGCCUGGAAACACUACAACACCAUCCACGAGGCAGACGACUGGUGCGUCCCGAGCAAAGAGCCAAAGGACAUGACGACAUUUCGUAGCUUGUAGAUCAAAUGUAAAUGAAAGUGCGCAAGAGACGUAACCGAAUGUGUGAGCGUGUGGCAGUAAUUACAUCAAACCCUUCAGUUAUUUACAAACAAAGCUUAAAGAAUAAUAGAACAAAGUUUUAGUGCCAUAUAAUCCACAUGGAACAAUGGCUUUGUUAUGAUUAGUACUUUAAAGUGCAGCAGCUCUUGGUUUUCCCCAUUCAUCUUAAAUGUUAACUGUUAUCUACCAGGACCAGGUUUCAACAAAUGCAAGCUGUAUGUUUUUUAUGUUUUAUAUUUAUAUUCGACAUGAAAAACUUGCAGGUGCAGAGAAAUCAACAAUUUAAACAUACAUUCAUGUUUUCUCUUUAAAUGAUGAACAAGAUGGUACUGCACAGCUGUCAGCGCUCUCUGGUGGACAAAGCUUGCAAAGGUGUCAUGUUUGUCUGAUGAGCUAAAGAUCACCUGAUGCGUUUAUUAGGACAUGUAUAAUUUUUGGGAUGCUUUAAGAAUAAGACUUAAAAGCCAUGUUGUAUUGUUUGUAUUAGCAGAGGUCUCUGCAAAACAAGCGGUCUGCAGGGUUCAAUGCCAUCGGGGUCGGAGGACAAUGUAUUAAAGCUCUUAUGUGAGGUUGUCCUUACAGGUAUCAGCAAAAGUUUAGUUUGCUUUGCUGCUUUUCCUUUGUCUGGUUUAAUUACGGUGAACUUUAGUUUCUCCUGUUACAGUUUAUCUGUGCGUAGAGUUUCUCUCCCCUGUUUUUGUGGAGUCUGUUACUUUGAAAGAAAAGCACAGCUGAUGUGAAAUUAAAAGCUUUGCUUUUUGUUAAGCUGCUGUCUUCUAAGCAUUUCUCGUGUUUCUUUUGUUUAUUUAUUAGGGCAUUUCUAACAGGGUAUUGGUUAAAGUAACGUGAUGGAAAAAAGGUUUGAUUUGCUGUCUGUAAAUUGUUGUAUUGCACUUGUUUUACAUGCUAGUUUGAGAAUGUUGGGGGUAUUUAUUGGGAGGGUUGCAGCUGGUGUGGUUUAUUGGGUCAGUGUUUGUGGUUUUCUGUUAUGCUUUAAAAGAAGAUACAACCUUGAACUCUUUUCCACAUGAUUCUUCUGUGUCCUAUAAGGAAACUUAAUACAGUAUUUUAGUGCUGUGGUUGUAUUAUUUGGGCUCAUUCAGCUAAACUGACAAAAGUCCUUGUUUUCCAUGUUACACUAUCUGCAGUUGUCUGAGUGGAUCAUGUUCAGUAUAGUAGGUUAUUUUCCAGAUAAUUACUUUUGUUAAAAUAGCUUUGUGCAUGCAGAGUCGAGGUGAGACAAACUUGUUUAUUUGUGAUCACCGAUUUCUGUCAAGUAUGUAAUUAAAACUGUAACACCAGCAGUUUGACUGUUGAAGGCAUCAGAUAUGAAAUCAUUGCCGUGGGGGCAAAAGUUUCAAUAAACAGUUACAAACACUGACUACUGCCUGUUUUUAGUUUUAGACCACACGUCUGCUGGAUCGAGACUUAUGUCACAUGUUUAACUCAUCCGGCCAAUUGACUGAUGUGCUGCCACGAUGAGGCGUUUGUUAUUGCUCUGACAGUAUUGGUCAGAAUGUAACUGGACUUGCACACAGUGAUCUCAUAACAAGUUUUCACACAAACUGAGUCCAAGAGAAAAAUGGCUUUACUUUCUCAAGACUCACUCCUCCUCCUCUAUUUUUAGUCGAAUGAAAUUAGUGCUGGAUACGACUUUUGCAAGCUGCCUCAGCUACAGCAAACCAACGAUGACAAUAACAUCACUUUCUUUACACUCACCUGUGAAUUGUGUGCCAGAUGAGCUACAUCACAGACAUCUGGUUAAAGCAGACUUUAAUAGUCUGCAGCUGUGUAUAAAAGCUGUAGCAACAUCUUAAGCAAUCAGUCGAAUAUUCACCUCGUUACUUGGGUGGGUUUUGACUCAGGUCUGUGAAGCUAACCCUGAGACUGUUGUGCAUACAAGCUUUGCUUUUUGAAAGCGCAGCAACAUAAAAGCACACAGGCCACAUAAAGUGAAAAUUAGUUUAUUGACGUUGCAUACACCAAGAAACAUUUCUCUGAUUUUGCGGUUGCAGUCCAAUGUCUCAAUCGAUACGCAACGUGGAGUCAUGCUCGAGAGGAAAGGAAGCGCUUCGGUUUCGCGGUGAACUCUUUACUGUUUAGACCUCAAAUCCCGCCUCCCACAAGUCAUUGUCACAAGCUGUUUAAUGGACCAGUGAGGUGCACGUGUAGCAGACCUGCACGCUGUUUGUAUUUACAUGGAGCAUCACUAACGACACAGACUUGGGGACAGCAGAGCAGCAUUCACCUUGUCCCAGCUUGAUUUCUUUUUGCUUUUCCAUUCAGCAAAAAUGAUGGCCUAGCUAUUCUACUUAGUAGAAAAUUUUUGAUAAUAUAAAAUGAACAAUGAUAUUUAAGUAAAAA
Messenger RNA from Haplochromis burtoni (Burton's mouthbrooder), 4122 nucleotides. RefSeq names its product pyruvate dehydrogenase kinase, isozyme 1 (gene pdk1). The record is from RefSeq and is a predicted model, not a curated record. Gene Ontology annotation, biological process: regulation of glucose metabolic process; protein phosphorylation. Gene Ontology annotation, cellular component: mitochondrion. NCBI's taxonomy places the organism in Eukaryota, Metazoa, Chordata, Actinopteri, Cichliformes, Cichlidae. The transcript is spliced from 10 exons. Gene Ontology annotation, molecular function: pyruvate dehydrogenase (acetyl-transferring) kinase activity. The coding region runs from base 376 to 1719 and encodes 447 amino acids.